GAUGAAUCACUUUGAGCCGAAAUGUGUUUGCCCUCCUCCUUGCCCAAAGAUGAUGAAACCAGUUUGUGGAACCGACGGACGAAAUUACGACUCACCCUGUCAUUUAAUAAGGCACGCCUGCAGGAAGGGUUUAGACCUGGCAGAGGCGUAUAGUGGUCAAUGUAACCCUGACAGUGCAGCCUGCCAAACAGUUAAAUGUCCAUAUAACGGAAUUUGUAUAUUGGAAUAUUCGGGAACCAAAUGCGUCUGUCCAACCUGUACAAACGAAACUCGAUGGGUUUGCGGUUCGGACCAUGUAGAUUAUAGAAAUGAAUGCCAAUUGAAGAGAUAUAGUUGCCUAAAUAGAAAAAACGUUCGAGUCGCAAAUUUUGGGCGAUGCGACAAAUGUACUUUAGGCUUAAAAAAGUGUAAAUUUGGUGCAAUAUGUCAAACCAGACAAGGAAAAGCAAAAUGCAUUUGUCCGCAAAAUUGCCCAAAUAUUAUAGCUCCUGUUUGCGGGUCUGAUGGGUUUAUUUACGACAACGAGUGCAAAUUAACCGCCGAGGCUUGCCGACAGCAAAGUAAUAUUACAGUUUAUUCACAAGGGACUCUAGGCUGCGAAGGAUGCAGAAACGUCAAAUGCGAUUACUAUGCACAUUGCCGAAAUGGUGAAUGUAUUUGUCCAAAUUGCGAUGGGCAUGGCGUUGAACCUGUUUGCGGAUCUGAUAAUAAACAAUAUGAAAACAAAUGUAUUUUGGAAAGAUUAGCCUGUCACGAAAGACGAAGAUUAACGGUUGAAAUUGAUGGUCCUUGCGAGGAUGAAUUUAGCGGAGAGGGCUCCGGUAGCGGCCCAGAGUGUAAAGAAGAUCAUUGUUACUAUGGAAGAUGCGAGGUUGUUAAUGAUGAAGAUACUUGCAUCUGUAAAGAAGCAGAAAUCUGUAGCGAUAUAGAUAAGAAUCCAUUUACGAUUUGCUUAUCUAAUGGUACAAUAUUAAAUAGUUGGUGUCAGCUUAGAAUUGAAAGUUGUAAGUCUGGUAUUGAAUUGAAACAUCGACCAAAGGAGGAAUGCGAUGUAAGAUAUAAAGAUACAGAUUCCAAAUAUUGUUAUGGCAAAGAUGUUCCCGUUUUACCCAAUGGAGAAUUCCAGAAAUGUCGUCUAGGAGAAGAUUGCCGCCAAGGAUUACAAUGCCAUUUCCUUUCUGGUAUUAAAAGCCACGGAUAUUGUUGUCCAGAUGAUUCUGAUUCGUGGGAAAAAGAUUAUGAUGUCAAUGUUGCUGAUCAAGUAAUAACUGAUAUGGACUGCCAAGGUUGGAAAUACGGCUGCUGCCCCGAUGGAACAUUUGCAACAGGCCCAAAUAAAAAGGGUUGUAAUCCAGAUAACUGUCGUUGCAAUGAAUUAGGAGCGUAUUCCAUUGCUUGCAACAAUAGAGGCGGUUGUAACUGUAGGACUGGUGUCGGAGGAAAGUUGUGUGAUAGAUGCGAAUCCGGCUACUGGGGUCUAUAUUUGAUUAAGGAUGGAGCUGAUGGUUGUAAGCCAUGCGACUGUUCUGGUGGAGCGGCCAGAGACGAUUGCGAUCAACAAACUGGAAAUUGUACAUGUAAAGGGGGAAUGUCUGGAGCAAAGUGUAACAUUUGUCCUGACGGUAAAAAAUAUGACGAAAAAACCGGAUGCAGUAAAUUAGACAACAGAUGUGAUUGUCAUCCCUUCGGUAAAUGUGUACCAGAAACGGCUUCUUGCGAAUGCCCUUGGGACUGCGACGAUCAUCGAAAAGGGCACAGAGUUUGUGGAACCGAUAGUAAAACGUACGACGAUAUUUGCCAGUUGAAAUUUACCGCAUGUCGUCUUCAUUCUAAGCUGAAUUUGCGAUCGAUGGGUCCCUGUCCAAGCACUAAUAAGAGGACAACAAGACAAUUGAGGGUAACGAGGGAGAGCACACUAAAAACAACUGAAAGUCCGAUUAUAAUUUCCAAGUCAAAUGAACCUUGUAACCAUGACGAUGACUGUGGCAGAUUGGCCCUUUGUGAGAACCAAGUUUGUAAAUGUUUAUAUGAACUGAUGGAGGUUAACAAUCAAUGGCUAUGUACAAAAGACGCUUGGGACGAUUCUCCAGCUUUUAAUGAAAAUAGCUAUAUGAAAUUGAAGUGGCCGGCAUCAAUUUCAGAUUCUGUUACUAUAAAAAUGAGCUUUAAAAGCUUUAACGAUGACGCAUUGUUACUUUUCGGUUUCGAUCAUCAAAAGCCUUCAGCCGACUUCAUUAAGAUUACCAUUGAAAAAAGACAUAUUGUGUUUACCUUAGACGUUGGAGCUGGACCGGAAGUGUUUCGAAUGAAAACUAAAAUACUCAAAGGUGUUAAACAUCGCCUACAAAUUGCAAGAAAUAGGAAGCGGGUUCAUAUGCUAUUGGACGAUAGUGAAAAAGAGUUUGAACUAAAGAAAAGCGACUAUACUGUACUGAGCGUUGACAAUCACUUUUUCCUUGGAGGGCUUAAACAUAAAUUACCGUCGAAAAUGAAAAAUCGGCUCGGAUCAUGGGUCGGUUUCGUAGGAUGUGUAUACGAUUUGAAAGUAAAAGGUUCCCAAGGUACGAAAAUUGAAUAUAACCUGGAAAUGGGAUCAAAUCAUAUUCACGACGAGAAAAACAUAAUGAAGUGCAGAGAGCACGGCUGUUCAUUAUUACCAUGCAUGAAUGACGCUAAAUGUCGUCAUGAUCCUAUAAAGCCGUAUCCCUACGCUUGCGAAUGUUCACCGGGUUAUAGUGGUAGAACAUGUGAAAUUUUAGAUUUGAAACCGUGCGCAAGUAAUCCUUGUCAAAAUGGUGGACUAUGCGAAGAGGUUAACAAUGAAUUCAAGUGUAUAUGCCCAAAAGAUAGAACGGGAAUAACCUGCGAAGUCAAAAAUGAAAUAACAUCACCAAGUUUUGAUGGGAAAUCUCUCAUAGUCUUGAAAUUAAAUGAUAGGAUUAUGAGAACUUAUUUUAAAUAUGAAAUUAUUUUUAGACCAAAAGCGGAAACUGGUGUUCUUUUGUAUUGUGGGGCAAGUAAUAGCUCGAAAAGUACAGAUUUCUUUUCGGUCGUUCUAGAAGAUGGAUACGUGGUCUUCCGAUUUCAGCUAGGUUCCGGUGUUACCUUAGUUACCUCUAAAGAAAAAGUAUUGAUGAAUGAUUGGAACAGAUUAAUGUUUCAAAGGGAUAAGAAACAAGGAUGGAUGGAACUUAAUUCUAUAAGAUCCUAUAAUAAAUCGACUAAAAAGUCUGAAGAUAUGAACGUCGAUGGAAUCUUCUAUGUUGGUGGUAUAGAUAAGAAAAUGUCUCCCGAAUCGGGUGUAAAAUAUGGUUUUAUAGGUGCCAUUCAAUCGUUAGAAGAUACUUACGGAACAAAGCAUAAUCUAGUGAAAGAGGCUUUAAAAAUUCAAGGAAUUACUCAAUCGCCCGACGAUCCAUGCAAUAACUCACCUUGCAUGAACCAAGGAAAAUGUAUAGCGGAGAUGGCUUUAUUUAUAUGUAAAUGUACGGUCGAUUACGGAGGAAGACUAUGUCGAGAGAGAAGAUACCAUCCCGACAAACCUGUUAAGUUUCAUGGGAAUUUAUUUUUGAAGUUAUUAAAUAAUGGAACAAAAAAGAUAAAAGCGCAAGAAAAAAAUCAUAUAUCAUUAAUGUUAAGGUCAACAGCUGAAGAAGGAAUAAUUCUCGUAUCGAAGAAGAUAUUUAGUAUCUCUGAAGAUUAUUUAUUGUUAUAUCUUUCUAGAGGCUAUUUACAGCUGGCCUAUAAUCUUGGAAAGAACAAUCAUAAGAAUAUUUUUACUCUUAAAUCAAACUCAUUUGUAAGCGAUGGAUACUGGCAUAAUAUUACACUAAUAAGAAAACAGAGAAAGGCUACUGUUCAAGUUGAUGGAACUUAUGUUAUUGAGGGUUCAUGUGAUCCUGGUAGAACUCAAUUAAAUACCGAUGGCUUCCUAUGGUUUGGAGGUUUACCAAAACCUUUGAAAUAUUCUCAUACUAAAGACGGAUUUGUAGGAUGUCUUAAAGACGUUGUUAUAGAAGGUAAAGAGGUCCUUUUAUCUCACGCCGAGAACGCUGCGUCUUUAAAUUUGGAAUAUUGUGAUUAG
This is a messenger RNA of Dimorphilus gyrociliatus, 4084 nucleotides long. NCBI's taxonomy places the organism in Eukaryota, Metazoa, Annelida, Polychaeta, Dinophilidae. The record is from the annotation of a GenBank genome assembly.